Molecule: messenger RNA, 1239 nt
Organism: Quercus robur (English oak)
Lineage: Eukaryota; Viridiplantae; Streptophyta; Magnoliopsida; Fagales; Fagaceae
Exons: 1
Coding region: 1-1239 (412 amino acids)
Molecular function (GO): zinc ion binding; nucleic acid binding
Source: RefSeq, a predicted model, not a curated record
AUGGCAACCGAUGCUAACCAAAAGGUUUUGCCUCUCGCCUUCGCUGUUGUGAACAAGGAGUCAGGGGCUAGUUGGAGGUGGUUUUUAGAGUGUCUCAGGACUUCCAUAGAGCAUGUCAUACCUAACGAUGGCAUUUGUAUUAUUUCUGACCGACACAAAGGUAUCAAAUGUGCCAUUCGAGAGUGGCCUAGACGUGAGGACGGAAGAGAACAGGUAUAUCACCGAUAUUGCCUUCGACAUGUUGCUAGCAACUUCAACAGACACUUUGAUAACCCGAUUCUAAAGGCAUUGGCCUUGAAAGCUGGAUAUGCGAGUAAUGAAGCUAAAUUUAAGUCCAUAAUGCAAACCAUUAAGGAGGCUGAGAUUAAUUUACUGAGGGGUGUAGACCCUACUGAUACGCGGAUUGAACGUUAUAUGCCAUACACAUAUCUAGUGAGUGAGGAUGUGGAGAAAUGGACCCAGUCACAUGAUGGUGGAAGACGUUAUGGGGCAAUGACAACCAAUAUCUCCGAGUGCUUUAAUGGGGUACUUAAAGGUGCCCGCGGUUUGCCCAUUGCUGCAAUGGUUCAUUUCACUUGGUGCAAACUUGUUGCAUAUUUCCACGAUCGACAUAAACAAAUUACUUCUGAUCUCUCUCGAGAUAAGGUGUGGAGUGAUUAUGCAAUGGAGAUCUAUAGCAGAAAUGAGCAGAAAAUUGCAGGACACACUGUGAGGAAUUUUAAUCAUGCAGAGGGUGUAUAUCAGGUGGUUACCCCGUACAAUGACCAUAGAGGUGGAGGGGGAAACCACAGUCAUGAAGUGCGCAUAUUUGCUAGAACAUGUGGUUGCAGAAAGUGGCAAAACUUGAAGAUCCCUUGUUCACAUGCAAUUAAAGUUCUUCAAGAUCUGCAUCUCAAUGCGACCAACUAUAUUGACCCAUGUUACAGUUUGAACAACGCCAUUCUCACAUAUUCACAUAAUUUUGUGGUACCAAAGUCAGAGUCUGAGUGGAGGGACAUUUCCGGACCACGAUGGGUGCCUGACCCACUGCUGUUGCGGGGCAUAGGUCGUCCUGUGAAGUCAAGAAUAAGGAAUGAAAUGGAUGGGGUACAGCGAGAACGGGGAAGCCGGAGGGAAGAUCCAGACUUGAGGGAGACUCAACCGAGGCAACGAUGCGGAGUGUGUCAUCAAGAGGGGCAUAACCGUAGAAGUUGUCCCAAUUCCCGUGGGGCAUCGACAAGUGGUACUGCUAUAAACUAG